Molecule: messenger RNA, 810 nt
Organism: Prunus armeniaca (apricot)
Lineage: Eukaryota; Viridiplantae; Streptophyta; Magnoliopsida; Rosales; Rosaceae
Source: the annotation of a GenBank genome assembly
AUGUCCAUUGGGAGUCUGUUAGUUCAAGAUAAUAAGGAAGGGAAGGAACAGACAGUCUACUAUCUGAGCAGAACUCGGCCAGAAGUAGAAAAGAAAUAUUAUGCAAUUCAAAGACUUUGUCUAGCCUUAUACUUCAAUGUUGUGAAACUCAGACACUAUAUAUUGCCAUUCACCAUCUACAUCAUUGCCAAGAUAAAUAUGAUCAAAUACAUGCUAACAAGGCCAAUGUUGAGAGGCAGAAUUUGCAAAUGGACUCUGGCUUUGACAGAAAUUGCUUUCAGAUAUGUUCCUGAGAAAGUUGUCAAAGGACAAGCUGUAGCAGAUUUCCUAGCAGAUCAUCCAGGGGAAGAGAUUGAAAAUAUGGAUUCUUUGGAUAUAGCAGAUGUGUUGACCAGAGCUCAUACCUGCCUUAACAAUCCCAUCUAUUUUGUUCACCUCACACCUUGGAAGCUGUACUUUGAUAGAUCAAAAAAUGAUGUAGCUUCUGGGGCAAUGAUUGUUUUGGAGGAACCACUGGGGAUCAAACACUAUUAUUCUUUCCAGUUAGAUUUCCAAUGCACCAAUAACAGGGCUGAAUAUGAAGCUUUAAUCAUUGGCCUCGAAAUGCUGGUGGAAUUGGGAAUCCAAUCUGUGGAAAUUUUAGGUGACUCUAUGCUAGUGUCAAAACAAAUUGCAGGAGAAUACAAAUGUCUAAAUCCUUAUCUAGCUGUCUAUCUAGUGGCAGCUAGGAAUCUUCUGACAGAACUGGCUCAGAUAGCAACAGGGGUACAAAUGCCUGAAGACUGUGUCCAAAGGAUCAUCAGGGUAUGA